GUUAUUAUCACACUAUUCAGCGCUUUAUUAUUGAAGAGAAAAAAGAGUUUAAAUAGUUUUUUAGAAAAAUUGAAGAAAAGUUUUAAAGUUUUUUUCAGCAAAAAGUUUUGUACCAAAAAAUAAAAUACUAAAAUAAAAAACUGUUUUUUUUGGUUAUAAACAGUACAGUAGAGUACAGGAGCUGUACAGUUGUUUAACAAUUAAAACUUUAAAUUUUUAAAAACACAACAAAAAAAUACAUUAAAUCUAUGGCAACGAUGAGCGCUGAGAGACCGGCAUUUUAUAGGCCACCGCCCGGCUAUCGGUCAAAGCCGAGGCCGCAGUCGUGUAUUUGGUCGCCGUCGACGGCCAACACAUCCCAGGCCUGGACACCGUCGUCGCCGAUAAGCUAUUCAUACGAUACCUGUUCACUGCCCAGGAGUCCAAAUGUGCAAUCGGGCAGUCCGGCUAGCGAUGCCGGUCUCCGUGCCGGCGAUAUACUGGUCAAUGUUGGCGACCGAUCGACUACUGCACCGCCGAUGACCCAUUCGCUGGCCAGGGAUAUCAUCAAUACGGCCGGCAAUACUUUGAACGUACAAGCUCAGCGACCAUCGGGAGCAGCAGGAGCAGCACCGGGAGGUACCAGCACUGGUACAUCGCCAAUGUCGCCAUCGCGUUCAAUGACACCCACCUAUCAAACUGGUGAACCAUCGUCCAGUCAUACACCCUACAGACCGGGUCCGGUAGGUCCGCGCGGCUAUAUUCCCAACUAUGGACACAAUGAUUAUUACGAAAUAUCGUCGAUACGAAAACCCGAUUCCAAUAGCGAAAAAUUUCUACAAGAAAAAGCUAGAGAACAGUGGGCUAUAUCUAAACAGACAUAUCGCACACUGCCAUUGAUUGAGCCCAGGCCCAAGGUGCGCCGUGAUCAGCCAAUGGGUAUGAGCUAUAUGCGAUUGAUGGAUGGACCAUCAUGGCACGACGUCCCCCGUACGAUUGUCAACCCGAAUCCACCGAAACUCCAGGAGGUUAUGAAUAGGUUUGGACAGAGAGUUCAGGACAACAAUCCCGGUGUCGUACACCUCCAGUAUAACUCACCAAUGAAUAUGUAUAGCAAUGAUAAUGUGGCCAAUGUUUUGCAACCUCGACCCCAACGACCCGGAUCGGUACCCCCACAGUCGUCCACGAGCAACAUAUACAGCCAGAGAGCCCCCAGCACUCACCUACUGAAACCCCAGAUCAACGUUGAUAUAACACAGUCGCCAACCUAUCAGCUGCUGCACGAGGAAGAGGACGGUGCUGCAUCAUCAUCGGGACACGGUUCACCCUAUCAGCACCCGCACCACCAUCAGCACCGACAACAGUCCCACUCGCCUAUAGGACACCACCACUCGCACGCAUAUCCAACUCAAACGCCGUAUUUUAAUUCACUGAUGAACUCGCUAUUGCCUAACCCGGGUGUCUAAACAAAAAAAACUUAAACUACCGGUGCGCUUAUCCAUUGGUUAAUCAAUAAUAAUAAUAAUAAUA
Messenger RNA from Oppia nitens, 1509 nucleotides. RefSeq names its product mastermind-like domain-containing protein 1. Gene Ontology annotation, molecular function: protein binding. The transcript has 9 exons. Bases 249 to 1445 code for a protein of 398 amino acids. The record is from RefSeq and is a predicted model, not a curated record. NCBI's taxonomy places the organism in Eukaryota, Metazoa, Arthropoda, Arachnida, Sarcoptiformes, Oppiidae.